CGCUUGCGUAGCGCUGUCCUUUACGUUCGUCCUCAGUGUAGGGCAACAGGAACAUCUUCACGAAUAAAAACACUCAUCUUAACUUGUGAAAAUAACCCCACACACAUUGGGAGAACCACUAUAGCACCGAGCACAUAUUCUGAAUAUUUACGAGGUUAACUAAAUCUACAAUGGAGACCCUCGUCCGACGCUGCCCGUUCCUGUCUCGAGUGUCGCAGACAUUCCUCCAGAAGGCAGGGAAGUCGCUGGUUUCCUAUGCGCAGAACUGUCCUGUGAUGAUGGAUCUUGCCAGCAGACCUCUUGCUCGUACCCUUGCUACCUCAGCUGCACAUUGCCAGCAAACCAAGGAGACUACCCCAACUGAUGAGACUGUCAAGCAGCCUGCUGUGAAACCCCAGCUGCCACCUAGCCACCCAGCGCCCCCUGGCAGCCAGGCUGCUGCUUCCAAAUGCCCAUUCCUGGCAGCCGAGAUGAGCCUUGCAAACAGCAGUGUUUUCCAUAAGGCUAGUCUGGAGCUGCAGGAGGACGUGCAGGAGAUGCAUGCUGUGAGGAAAGAGUUGGCUGAAACACCUGUGAAUCCAACAGUGAUCAACAUCACCAAGGCUGAUGAGCGAGACCAGAAUGAACUGCUGAAGAACUUAAUGAAGCAACGUCCCCUCAGGGUCUCCCACCUUCUACAGGACAACAUGCCCAAGUCCAUCUCCAAUUUCCACUACGACAAGUUCUUUGAGAAGAAGAUUGAAGCAAAGAAAAACGAUCACACGUACCGGGUAUUUAAAACUGUGAAUCGAAGAGCCGAGACCUUCCCAAUGGCAGAUGAUUAUUCUGAAUCGAUGACCUCAAAGAAAGAGGUCUCAGUCUGGUGCAGUAAUGACUAUUUAGGAAUGAGCCGUCACCCGCGCGUUACUCAGUCAAUCAUGGAGACUUUACGACAGCACGGUGCUGGAGCGGGAGGGACACGAAACAUCUCGGGUACCAGCAAGUUUCACGUUGAACUGGAACAUGAGCUGGCAGACCUGCAUGGCAAGGAUGCCGCCCUACUUUUCUCCUCGUGCUUUGUGGCUAAUGAUUCCACCCUUUUUACAUUGGCCAAAAUGCUGCCAGGCUGUGAGAUUUACUCUGAUGCUGGGAACCAUGCCUCAAUGAUCCAGGGGAUCAGGAACAGUGGGGCAACCAAAUUUAUAUUCCGUCAUAAUGAUGUCAGUCAUCUUCGAGAGCUGUUGAAGAAGUCUGAUCCCUCAACUCCUAAGAUUGUGGCUUUUGAGACCGUACACUCAAUGGAUGGUGCUGUGUGUCCACUGGAAGAGAUGUGCGACGUUGCCCAUGAAUUUGGAGGCAUCACGUUUGUCGACGAAGUCCAUGCUGUAGGGUUGUAUGGAGCUCGUGGUGGGGGAAUAGGAGACCGGGACAGGAUCAUGGACAAAAUGGACAUCAUCUCUGGAACGCUCGGUAAAGCUUUUGGCUGUGUGGGAGGUUACAUAGCCAGCACCGCCACCCUUGUGGACACUGUCCGUUCCUAUGCUGCAGGCUUUAUCUUCACCACAUCCCUUCCACCAAUGCUUUUAGCUGGGGCUAAAGAGUCCAUUCAGACGCUGAAGAGUGAGGAAGGUCGGGCCUUGAGACGCAAGCACCAACGCAAUGUCAAACUAAUGAGACAGAUGCUGAUGGAUGCUGGUCUGCCUGUGGUUCACUGUCCAAGUCACAUCAUUCCAAUCAGGGUUUCAGAUGCAGCUAAAAACACAGAGGUAUCUGAUUUGCUGAUGAGCAGAUACAACAUCUAUGUUCAGGCCAUCAAUUACCCCACAGUUGCACGGGGGGAGGAGCUCCUUCGGAUCGCCCCAACGCCUCACCACACACCACAGAUGAUGAACUUUUUUGUUGAGAAACUGGUGAAAACUUGGAAAGAAGUUGGCUUGGGGCUGAAGCCUCACUCCUCGGCUGAAUGCAACUUCUGCAGGAUGCCUCUGCAUUUCGAGGUGAUGAGUGAAAGGGAGAGAUCCUACUUCAGUGGCUUGAGCAACCUCAUAUCAGCAACUGCCUGACCGCUGCCAUUUUUCUAAGCUAGUGCAGUAUCAUUUUAGCAAUAUUAUAAAGAGAGAUUUUAAGCAUUAUAUUGUAACUUAAUAAACCAUACAUGUUAUUUACUAUAUCAAAAAUAGCAAAUAAACUGAAAUGUCGAAUGCCA
Acipenser ruthenus (sterlet) is the source of this 2185-nucleotide messenger RNA. Its product is annotated as 5-aminolevulinate synthase, non-specific, mitochondrial-like. Bases 171 to 2042 code for a protein of 623 amino acids. NCBI's taxonomy places the organism in Eukaryota, Metazoa, Chordata, Actinopteri, Acipenseriformes, Acipenseridae. The transcript has 11 exons. Gene Ontology annotation, biological process: hemoglobin biosynthetic process; erythrocyte development; heme biosynthetic process. The record is from RefSeq and is a predicted model, not a curated record. Gene Ontology annotation, cellular component: mitochondrion; mitochondrial matrix. Gene Ontology annotation, molecular function: 5-aminolevulinate synthase activity; pyridoxal phosphate binding.